UUGUGUAUGUGUGUGUGCUGUAGGAUGUCUUGAGUUCAGAGUACAUCAUUAGGAACUUGGUUUGCGAUUGCAUGUGUUUGAGACAAUAAAAUAAUGUAUAACUCCUUACAUUUUUCUCUUCAUAUUUCCUGUCUUAGCACCCUAGCACCAUUGCUAACUUCUUGAUGACCUGGUCUAAAGGGUUUAUCUGAGAGGAUUACAGACCGAAGGAAAAAAAAAAUCUUUUCGAGUGCCAUCUGCCUACCUGGCUAACCUCCACUCUGCUGCAGUCCGCUCCCCUUCACGGCAAAGAAAAUCACUCUAUUAAUGGAAAUAAUCUGAGUCUCUGCCAAUCGUCCUACUCAUCAAACUCAAACAGGGGAACGCACACCACCAUAUAGCUAUUACUGCAGGAGUAGUGUUUUUCAGAUAGACACUUAGGCAAGCUAUUUCCUGUCAACCGCGGAUUUUAUGAUGCUGCUGGACUUUUCGUGGAAAUAUUUUUUACGCAUUUUCAUAAUGGGUUUUUUGAUGGGACCUUUGUGCAUAAAUACAGAUGCGGCUCAAGGAGUUUUCCCUGAAGGUCCAACUGGACAGGAAUCUAAAGAGGAUGCUGGGAUUUUUUUAAACCAGCUGCUUCCUGUGAAACUCACCCAGCCAGUAGCUCAGCAAUCGCUGAUCAAAGACAAAGGUGCAAUUCCCAGAAGAAAACGCAACAUUCUGUUUCCCAGUGGAGUUAGGCUUUGCUCGCAAGACACUAUGCAGCAAGCCGUCGCAAAUCACCUGAACUACUUCCAUGUCCGAGUUUGCCAGGAGACCAUCUGGGAGGCCUUCAAGAUCUUCUGGGACCGCCUACCAGAGAGGGAUGAAUAUCGCCGCUGGAUGUCCAUGUGUCAGGAGGGCACUGUCACAGCCCGGGAUAUUGCCUCUAAUUUCAGCCAAUCAGAGGAGCACCUGUCCUUGGUUCGGAGUAGAAUUUCAUCAACGGAGUUAAGCAGUGAGCCAAUCAACCCAUUGCUACCCGAGUGCAGCGCUCAGAUGACAUCACCCCCUCCAAGUCAAGAUGCUGUCACCACCCAACAAGAUGGGGAUAUCGCUGUUCCUGGACAAGAGUCCUUCAUGGAUGGGGUGGUCUCAACUGCCAUGCCAGACAUUACACAAGGUCUCGCUGUGACAGUUACCCGAGAUGUCUCUGUUGAGGUUGCUGCAGUGGUCACUGUGGAGGGCACUUCAGAGGUUACUGUGGCAACCACUCCAGAGGUCACUUCAGAGGUUACUGCGGCGACCACUCCAGAGGUCACUUCAGAGGUUACUGUGGCGACCACUCCAGAGGCCACUUCAGAGGUUACUGCGGCGACCACUCCAGAGGCCACUUCAGAGGUUACUGUUGCAACAUCUCCAGAGGUCACAGAGGAGGUCACACAAGAGAUUGUGCCUGCGGUCAUUGUAGAAGUCACGCCGGAGGUUACUAUGGCAAUCACUCCAGAGGUCACUGUGGAGACCACACAAAAGGUUGUGCCUGAGGUCGCUGUGGAAGUCACGCCGGAGGUUGCUUUAGGGGUCACCCCAGAGGACACUGUGGAGGUCACUCCAGAGGUUACUAUGGCAAUCACUCCAGAGGUCCCUGUGGAGACCACUCCAGAGGUCACUGUGGCAACCACUCCAGAGGUCACUGUGGCAACCACUCCAGUGGUCACUGUGGAGGUCACACAAAAGAUUGUGCCUGAGGUCGCUGUGGAAGUCACGCCGGAGGUUGGUUUAGGGGUCACCCCAGAGGACACUGUGGAGAUCACUCCAGAGGUCACUGUGGAGGUCACUCCAGAUGUUACUAUGGCAGUCACUCCAGAGGUCACUGUGGAGGUCACUCCAGAUGUUACUAUGGCAGCCACUCCAGAGGUCACUGUGGAGGUCACUCCAGAGGUCACUAUGGAGGUCACUCCAGAUGUUACUAUGGCAAUCGCUGCAGAAGUCACUGUGGAGGUCACUCCAGAAGUCACUGUGGAGGUCACUCCAGAAGUCACUGUGGAGGUCACUCCAGAGGUCACUGUGGAGGUCACUCCAGAAGUCACUGUGGAGGUCACUCCAGGGGUCACGCAGAAGGUCCCGUCUGAGGUUAUUAAGGAAGUUAAGGUGGACACCCCAGAAUUUGUCUCAGAAAUCCCUGCUGAAGUCACUCCAGGAGUAAUUACUGAGGCUACAGCUGCCAGUGUGCAUUUUAAUAACAAGGAGGAUUUGAGCCACAAUGAGAUCGAGAUAGACCUGGACAUGGCGGCCAGACCAGCCCGGCCUGUGGGAGAGCAGGUGGUGGAGCUGAGCAUCCAGCUGAAGGGCGAGCAUUACAGCGAUGCACUGAAGGACCCCUCCAGCUCCCUCUACCAGCGGCUGGCCCGGCAGUUUGCAGAGAAGAUUGAAGAUGUUUUUGAAAAGCUGCCAGGAUUUAAGAGUGUGGUUGUGCUGGAAUUCAGGGAGCACAGGGAUGCCAAAAGGGGCAGUGCUGUGGUGGUCCGAUAUGCCGUAACUCUGGAGGUCGAUGCAGAGGGCAUCAGCAACGAGACCAUGGACUACAUCAACCUGCAGUCGAACAUGGUGGAGAAAUCCUACCUGGAGCUUGAGGAGAGGCCCACUGUGGUCUACACCAUCACGGACUUCCGCAACUACAUCACCGAGGCCCUGCACAAGGAGAGCAUCCUGGGCAACACCACGCUGGCAGUGGACCCUGACUCUCUACAGCUGGAGAGCGUGGAAACUCUCACUCCAUUCUUAAAACCCACCACUGGACCUGCUGGCACAAAUGAAUACAUGGACAACGUUCUUGCAGCAGAGAAGCCACCUGACAUGACCAGCAGGGAACUGAGCAGCAAUGAUGUCUUCGCUGGCCUCAGCAAGGAAGACUUCCUGUUCGACCCGUUCGAUUUGCCCGGCCUUCGUGGGGAGCCACCGAGCAUGGCCGCUGGGGAGAACGAUGUCCUCAUUCUGGAGGAGAGCCUCACUUUACCUCCUCCAGAGUUCAAGGACGAGACCUUUGAGAUGAACCUUGAGUCCGCCUCCAAUUCAGACACAUCUCAAACCACUCCUCCACCUGUUGACCAGUAUAAUGGAGAUAUUGAAAAGGAGGGGUUCCUCUUCAGCAACACUGAACCCUCAAAGAUAGAUAGUACAGUUGUGGAAAAGAGUGCUGAUGUCCCAAGCCUGAGCACAGCAGCGCCCUCUGGAGUUGAGCUCACAGAGAGCAACUUGCCUGCAGAGACCCUGAACACCAGCACCUACUUUGCAACAGCCAUCCCCACUGAGUCAGUGGCCACCCUGCAGGACGAGAAGGCCCUUAGUGACCUGUUUGACAUGGGCUCAGGGUCAGGCUUCUCUGGAGGGGAAAGGGAAUUGGAUGUCUGGCCAUGGUUCAUUCUGACAACAGAGAACCCGGGAGGAUCCACAGCAGAGACAGAUUCGGUGGUCACAGAAGGACCCACAUCAGAGACUGAUGCAGUGGUUAUGGAAGGACCCAUGGCAGGGAUCGAUCCAGUGGUCAUGGAAGAGAUGGAGGAAGAGGUUGAAUUUGAAAUCUACAGUAAGCAACCAGAAGACUUAGAUCUGGAGGUUUCCUCCUCAGAGGAGGAGUAUUACGAAUCCACCAUACAAACAGAAGUUGUCAUAGAGGAUGAGGAACCUGAGCCAAAUGCAGAUCUGAGUGUGGAUGAGCCAUUUUUGGACAGAGUCCUGGUGACCCAGGACAUCCGCACUCACCCCCACUAUACCACCACUGAUCAGGCCCCUGUGUUCUGGACGAUGGGUACUCUGGAGCUUUCCAUGCAGACACUAGAGGCUUCUGGAAUAUAUGAUGACUAUUACGUCAGUGAACCCUCAACUAUGGUCAUCCCGGUCACAGGUUACCCUGUCCUACCCACAGAUGUCACAACCGAGGCCCCAGUGCAGGGAGGACUAACGGUCACCGACUCACAGUCCACUGAUGUCACCUUUGAUGUCCUGGAAACCUCUUUGAUGACCAAGCCACCCGACAUGAUGGCUGUGGAAGUCAAACAUCCUCCAUUAGUCCAGGACAUAUCAUCAUCCUCUGAAAUCGAAACCAAAAUGGAGACGCCCAUCCACGAACAAUCAGAUUCAAGUUUGGACCCCCAUAUUUCACAGGGCUUCACUGACCCCCCUGCAUUUUCAGAGUCCACCAAUAAAGAGGGAGGUACAGAGAUCGAGACAGAGGUAGCAGUUGACCUGCCACCAGAGCCUCCAUCCAUGGGAUCCUCAGAGCAAGAGCUGGCUGAGGGUGAAAUCCAGGUAGUUAUGACAAGAGCACCUGUGGUCAGAGAAUUCCAAAGUCUUCCUAUCCCCACACCACUUUCCCCAGAGAGGGAGUCGCCUUUCACUCGAGUCUUCAACUCUGUGCCUGAAGAGGACGACUCUGUGCCGCUUCAUCCUUCAAUGAUGGACACUCCACCCCCUGACCUGUACUCAAUGGACAAAACCACCAUGGAUUUCUUACCUGAUUACAUGCUCUAUAGUGAAGUCACUCCUGCUUCACCUGAAGAAACACCUGAGAAAACACGUGAGGCCACAUUGGAGGAAGCUAAUAACUUGGAGAUCUUUGAAACAGAUGUAGCGCUCACCAUCCUUCCACCAUUUUACAGACCAACCUUCAGACCCACUGAGGGCUUGCUGGACAUAACCACACCUGCUGAAGAGGGUGCUGGUGACAUCGGCAUCAUGCCAGAACCUGGUGCCUCUGACUUCUCCAGGAUUCAGGAGGGCCAAGAUGGUGCAGAAGUGCUGGAGACACACAGGCCAGACUCUCUAAACUGGGACCUGGACCUGUUCUAUGACUCAUAUGACGUACUUCAGUAUGCUGGGGCAGGCCACCCGGAGGGUGAAGGCAGCAGGGACCCCGCCAGUAUUGCUCAAGAAACUGACAUGGCUAGUGUUGCUAUGCCCACUGGUAGAGGAAGGGCACUGACGGUGUUCUUCAGGCUUAGGGUCACGAAUAUGAUGUUCUCUGAGGACCUCUUCAACAAGAGCUCCCCUGAAUACAAAGCACUGGAGCAGAGAUUUAUGGAGCUGCUGGUCCCCUACCUACAGUCCAAUCUCAGCAACUUCCAGAACCUGGAGAUCCUCAACUUUAGGAAUGGAAGCAUUAUGGUGAACAGCAGAAUGAAGUUUGCGAAACCGGUGCCCCGUGAUGUCACAAACUCUGUCUACCUCAUCCUGGAGGAUUUCUGCCACACAGCCUACCAGACCAUGAAUCUCGCCAUCGACAAGUACUCUCUCGAUGUGGAGUCAGGUGACCAGGCGGACCCUUGUAAGUUCCAGGCAUGUAAUGAGUUUUCCCAGUGCACGGUGAACCCCUGGUCGGGCGAGGCGGAGUGCGUCUGCAAUGCGGGCUACUUCAGCGUGGACGGCCUGCCCUGCCAGAGCAUCUGCGAUGUGCGGCCAGACUUCUGCCAGAACGACGGGAAGUGCGAUGUCAUACCUGGCCAGGGCGCCAUCUGCAGGUGCCGAGUUGGGGAAAACUGGUGGUACCGUGGGGCACACUGUGAGGAGUACGUUUCAGAGCCGCUGGUGGUGGGUAUUGCCAUUGCCUCUGUGGCCGGCUUCCUGCUGGUUGCCUCGGCGAUCAUUUUCUUCCUGGCCAGGACAGUGCGGGACCAGUAUGACAAGGAGGACCUGGAGGACCCGCUUAGCCAUGGUGACAGUGUCCCUUCGCUGGAGAGAGCCACUAAGUACAACCACAUGUACGACAACGACGUAACGUCUGAGUGUAGCCGCGACUACCACCAUUACCCAGAGGAACCCUGCUACAGUGCGGCCAGCCUAGAGGCCUCCACUGACUUCAGCAGCGAGGAGAUCCGACACAUCUACGAGAACACUGAACUCACAAAGGAGGAGAUUCAGGAUUGCAUACGAAUAAUUGAGCUGUAUUCCCGGGACCGUCAGUUUGCGGAAUAUGUACGGCAGCAUCAAGGGGCACUGGACGGCUGGAGGGAGAGCUCCAGCUCAUAGGUGCAGGAUCCAAAACCAGGUCCUGUGAACAGCCAGAACCAUGCCUUCAUUGUUGAAGAGAGAGAGAGAGGGAGGAAGAGGGAGGAAGGAGGGAAAAGGAACAGAUCCUUGGGUGCUUUUUCCAUGUCUGCUGUUGCCAUUGUACUUUGACUAGAUGUUAGAGAAUGACUAGAGAUGGAUGAAUAUACUGAUGGACCAUUGUGACUCGAGGGACAUGGUCAUAAUCACAUUUGUCAAUGACAAUAAUUUGUCAUACUCUGUUCCGUUUGAUAUUGUUCUGUUUGAUAUUGACAAUGAAGUGUACAGUAAAAUGGUUUUUAUAGAUGGGGUAAAAAAGAAAUGCUGCUUUGUCAGUCAUUACUUUUAUCUGGUUCUGUUAUACACAUACACACACACACAAAAACGCACGCACACACACCUGGUUCUGUAUUUUGUUUGCAGAAUUUUUGUUUUAGCUAUUGGGGAGGUGGAUUAACGUGAGGUCAUCUUCAGUCAGUGCCUUCAUUGGUUCAGUCUGACCUGUGGUAGAACCCUGCUGACCUGUAGUAGAACACUACUGAAAGUCAGGGUUCUCCCCAGCACAUCAGAGGAGAAUCCUCUACUCUGCCUGACAUGAACACACAAAAAAACCAACAAAACAAAAUAAUUGCUUAAUUGCAAAUGAUUUAGGAUUUAAUUUGAAUUGUAGUAAUUUCUUCUUAAAAGUAAUAAUUUUAAUACAUAAAUGUUGAACUGAAUUUCAUUAUUAGAUAUUUGUAUACAGCAGGUAUAGCAUGGGGUAUUUGGAAACCUUCUGUUGAAGUGCAAAUUGCCUUGCUGAAUCAAUGGAGUGAAUUAUGAUACUAAAUGUGGUGUACAGAAUUUUGAGUAGGGUGCUUAAGUGAAUUAGGACCAGACCUAUUCUUUUGUUUGUCUAUUUUAGCAUACCUCUUUGGAUGUCUGAAAUGUUGCGUACGUACAUGUA
Molecule: messenger RNA, 6946 nt
Organism: Anguilla rostrata (American eel)
Lineage: Eukaryota; Metazoa; Chordata; Actinopteri; Anguilliformes; Anguillidae
Gene: impg2b
Product: interphotoreceptor matrix proteoglycan 2b
Exons: 21
Coding region: 499-5982 (1827 amino acids)
Biological process (GO): visual perception
Molecular function (GO): heparin binding; hyaluronic acid binding
Source: RefSeq, a predicted model, not a curated record